Camelina sativa (false flax) is the source of this 2072-nucleotide messenger RNA. Its product is annotated as LEAF RUST 10 DISEASE-RESISTANCE LOCUS RECEPTOR-LIKE PROTEIN KINASE-like 2.5. Lineage: Eukaryota; Viridiplantae; Streptophyta; Magnoliopsida; Brassicales; Brassicaceae. The record is from RefSeq and is a predicted model, not a curated record. Gene Ontology annotation, molecular function: protein kinase activity; ATP binding; polysaccharide binding. Gene Ontology annotation, biological process: protein phosphorylation.
CAAAAAAGGCUUAGUUGUCAACAAAAACCCAAUGUCCAUCUUUCUUCUCUUCAUCAGCUUCGUCGUCUUCUCCGUUGUUAACCUCCCGUCGUGCUUCUCCGCCGAUCAACAGUAUGAAGAGUGUAGCUUACCUCUGAUAUGUGGAUCUGGACAGCAGGUGUUCGAGUCAAGCACCACGUACCCGUUCUGGGGAUCCGAUAAACCCAAAUUCUGCGGCCAAUCAUCCUUCCAACUCUCCUGCGAGAAUAAUCAAACCCUAUCCCUAGAUAUCGGGGAUCUCAAUCUUCGCGUAAGAUCUGUGAAUCUUGAGGAUCAAGUAAUUACCGUUGUUGAUGAGAGCUGGUUAGAUGGGAACUGCCCACAGAUUUGGAACUUCACUGGAGAGAAGGAGUUUACAGUAAACCUUUCCACCGAUAAGAUUGAUUUGUUUGAUUGCCACGAAAACAUAACCUCGCUAUCAAAUAUUUCUUGCCAAACAAGCAGCGACAGUCGGAUAACAUACCACGUCUUUGGACCAGCGUAUGAUCAAUUCCAUAAUUGUACAAAGGUUGGAGAAAUUCCGAUGCUUCGGUCGGCUAAGAAUUAUCUUCAUCAGUCAAAUGACUCGAACCGAGCAUUGAAGCUGGCUUUGGAUCAAGGGUUCGAUUUGAAGUACAACAUAGAGGAUCAAGUUUGCCAGACGUGUACCACUUCUAAUGGGAUUUGUGGUUCGGAGUCGGGGUCGGAAAAUUUCCAAUGUCUGUGUGAAGACAAGCCUCACAAAUCCUCCUGUCACGAUAACCAAGGUCGAAACAUCAAGGCAAAAGCAGGCAUUGGGGCUGCGUCUGCAUUGGUGGGAGUCAUUCUUAUAGUUGCUGGUUUGUUCUGUGUAAUCAGCUGCCAAAGGAAGACAUCAGAUGAUGUGAGAAAACAGAACCUAACGGCCCUUAUUCCACUCAAACACUAUAGCUAUGCGCAAGUACAGAGAAUUACAAAGUCAUUUGCCGAGGUGGUUGGGAAAGGCGGAUUUGGAACUGUCUACAAAGGAACUCUUUCUGACGGUCGUUCUGUUGCGGUGAAGAUCUUGAAAGACUCAAAGGGUAAUGGGGAAGACUUCAUCAAUGAAGUUGCAAGCAUGAGCAAAACUUCUCAUGUCAACAUUGUUACCCUCCUAGGGUUCUGCUCCGAAGGUUCCAAGAGAGCAAUUCUCUAUGAAUUUGUAGAAAAUGGAUCACUCGAUAGGUUCAUCGCGAGAAAGACCUCAAUGGGCAUAGACUGGAUGGCACUAUACAGUAUCGCUCUAGGAAUUGCUCGUGGGCUGGAGUACUUACACCAUGGCUGCAAAACGAGGAUUGUGCAUUUCGACAUUAAACCACAAAAUAUUCUCUUAGAUGACAAUUUUUGUCCUAAAGUUUCAGACUUUGGCCUCGCCAAGCUCUGCGAGAAGAAAGAAAGCACCAUGUCACUAGCAAACACAAGAGGAACAAUAGGUUACAUUGCACCUGAAUUGUUUUCAAGAAUGUAUGGUCGAGUCUCCCACAAAUCGGAUGUGUACAGCUACGGAAUGUUACUCCUCGAAAUGAUAGGAGCAAGGAACAGAGAAAGAGCUGAACAGAGCUCUGCUUCAAACACAAGCUCUAUGUACUUUCCUGAAUGGAUAUACAAGGAUCUUGAGAAAUCAAACACUAGAAGGCUUACUGAGGAUGGAAACAGUACCGAAGAAGAAGAGGUGGUAAAGAAGAUGAUGCUUGUGGGUUUAUGGUGUAUUCAACCUUCCCCAUCCGAUCGCCCGGCGAUGAACAGAGUUAUAGAGAUGAUGGAAGGAAACCUUGAUGCUCUUGAAGUCCCUCCUAGGCCUUUUUUUCAAAUUCCCGCUGCGCCACUUCAAGAAUCUUCUUCGCUCUCAGAGGAUAUUUCAAUUUACACAGAAGUAUGUUCCACAAAUGUCUAAUAUAGAAGAAACCUUUUUGGAACCUAUUAAAGCAUGCAUGAAAGCAGCAAAAUAUAUUUAUUCAAGAAAUGUUACAUAUUGUUUAUAUUCCAGAUUGUGUCACCAGUCAUCAAGUAAACUGUCAACGCUAAGGCUUAUUUCA